AUGGUAAGGGUGCCGCCGUCCUGUUCUUUUUGGUCCACCUCUAGUUCUCUCUUUUCCUUGUUUCUCCCCACACUGUCUCUAGCUAAGCUUCUCAACAGACAUACCGAUACACUUCUCUCUUGCAGCCCACCGCUACACCGAAUAGGUUGA
Molecule: messenger RNA, 150 nt
Organism: Phytomonas sp. Hart1
Lineage: Eukaryota; Euglenozoa; Kinetoplastea; Trypanosomatida; Trypanosomatidae
Source: the annotation of a GenBank genome assembly